UGAAACAUACCAACAAAGAAAAGACACGACUAUUGGGUGUACAUUUUGAGCAGAAAAGGGAAGGUAAUGGAAGCAAGGUGUAAGGUAUGCGUCACAGGUGCUUCUGGUUACAUUGCUUCUUUGCUCAUCAACAAGCUUUUAGCUAAAGGCUACACUGUCCAUGCAACUCUCAGAGACUUGAAGGAUGAGUCUAAGGUGGGACUUUUAAAGAGUUUUCCACAAUCACAAGACAAACUGGUCUUGUUUCAAGCAGAUAUUUACAACUCAGUUGACUUUGAGCCUGCAAUUAAAGGCUGUGAAUUUGUCUUUCAUGUUGCCACACCCUUGAUCCAUGAACCCGCAUCUCAGUUCAAGGACAUUACCGAAGCAUCACUUGCUGGGUCAGAAAGCAUUGCCAUGUACUGUAAGAAAGCGGGGACGGUGAAGCGUCUCAUUUACACCGGAUCUGUUGUAUCUGCUUCUCCAAGAAGAGUUGAUGGAAUUGGUUUCAAUGAUGUAAUGGAUGAAACUUGUUGGACACCUCUCAAUGAUUCUUUAGCAUAUCUGUACCAUGAUGCUUAUCUUAAGGACUAUAUUUAUUCAAAGACGGUGACAGAGAAAUAUAUGUUGAGCUGUGGGAACAAUGAAAAUGGUGGAAGGCUGGAGGUGGUAACUCUCUUAUGUGGGGCUGUAGGAGGGGACACUCUUCAAUCCUUCACACCCGGUAGCGUAGCAAUUUGUAUCUCACACAUCACAGAAAAUGCAAUGGGACGCAAAUCACUGCAGUUUGUACAGGAAUUCCUGGGGAAAAUUCCUCUUGUACAUGUUGAUGAUGUCUGUGAAGCUCAUAUAUUCUGCAUGGAAAGUACUUCAUCAAUCAAUGGAAGAUUCUUGUGUGCUAGUUCUUAUGUUUCGUUAAAAGAGAUUGCUAAUCAUUAUGUUCUUCAUUAUCCAGAAUUCACUGUUAAUCAAGAAUAUGCAGAUGGGCCAAAGAAGGAUAUGAAGUGGGGGUCAACAAAGCUAUGUGACAAAGGAUUUGUAUAUAAAUAUGACGCUAAGAUGAUUUUGGAUGAUUGUGUCAAAUGUGCUAGAAGAAUGGGUGAUCUCUAGUCUCCAUAUCCUCCCUCUGCAAGUCAUUUAAGCAUUACAUGCUAAGUAGGUACAUUACAUACAAAGAAAACUUUCCAAACUAGCAUGAGAGCGUGGCACGUUUAAUUUAUCGACAUAUUACAUAUCUAUAAGGUAUCAGUUCAAUGGUAAGAGUUUAACUUUGUAAUUUUAAAGAACAAAGUUUACAUCUCGUCCAAGACAAUUGUAAAAUAACCAAUAGUGUCACUUUACCUAAUAAUUUCUCAUUUCCACAAUAUAUAUAUAUAUAUAUAUGUUUUCAAAAAUAUUACCCUUGUAUCAUCUACAACAAAAUACUAGUUAAUUUUAAACAUAGACUAUUCUAUUCUUGCUCUCUAAACAACUAACUAGGUGAAAGUUGGGAAUUUUAAGAAGAGAAAUAUUCAGGGGUAUUUAAAGGAAAAUCAGUGUCAAAAUCCCCUCUUUGUAGCAAGAUAUCCAAAUCAAGGAUUGGUGAAUUGGUGACCGAAGUUGGAGCUGAAACUGUAUCAGUGAUAUCAGAUUCUGAAGUUGGUCCAUUUUGGCAUAAUCCAGUGUAGCCUAAUUGGUAUUCUGACAAAUUAAAAAAGUUUGAUUCCAUCAUUAUCUCAUUUUCUGAUCCAAUUGAUGGAGAAGGAAAAGAAAACCAAGGGAAGAUAUCCUCUUUGGUUUCUUCUAAGUCCUUUCUUUUAACAUCAAGUUCUGCUUUGGAAGUGAAACUAGUCCCUUUAGUUUGUAGUUGAUUCUUUAUAUCAUUGUGAAGUUUAUUUUUCUCCAAACCCUUUAUCUUUAACUUUAACUUUGAGGGAAAUUCCCUUUUUAAAGGCUUAGCUUGAGAAUGAGUGCAUGUGUGUCUUCCUCUGUAAGUAACCUCAAUUAUUGUUGGAUCUUCAUCUGACCUUUGAACUUGCUUUGUUGCUAGGCAUCCUUGUCCAUUUCUAUGUGUGCAUCUGUAAUACCCUCUGCAAUUCAAACCAAUAGUUUUCAUUUAUAUAUACAUUUUUGGAAAAUUGGUAUAACUGUAAA
This is a messenger RNA of Medicago truncatula (barrel medic), 2112 nucleotides long. RefSeq names its product anthocyanidin reductase ((2S)-flavan-3-ol-forming). Bases 67 to 1089 code for a protein of 340 amino acids. The record is from RefSeq and is a predicted model, not a curated record. The transcript is spliced from 7 exons. NCBI's taxonomy places the organism in Eukaryota, Viridiplantae, Streptophyta, Magnoliopsida, Fabales, Fabaceae. Gene Ontology annotation, molecular function: oxidoreductase activity, acting on the CH-OH group of donors, NAD or NADP as acceptor.